This is a messenger RNA of Wyeomyia smithii (pitcher-plant mosquito), 1612 nucleotides long. RefSeq names its product neuropeptide FF receptor 2-like. Lineage: Eukaryota; Metazoa; Arthropoda; Insecta; Diptera; Culicidae. Bases 270 to 1580 code for a protein of 436 amino acids. The record is from RefSeq and is a predicted model, not a curated record. The transcript is spliced from 7 exons. Gene Ontology annotation, biological process: G protein-coupled receptor signaling pathway. Gene Ontology annotation, molecular function: G protein-coupled receptor activity. Gene Ontology annotation, cellular component: membrane.
AGAAGUAGUCGCAUUUUUAUACGUCUUUAAAACCGAGUGACUUGUAUUUCAUAAUUUUGCAUCAAACAAGCGGUCCGGAAAAACUACCCCAAGUGCUACCAUUUUCUGCGUAGUUCAAUCGGCACAACUUAAAGUGUGAAUAACGAUUAUUAUUUGCCGAAAUCCAGUGAUACCAGUAGUGUUAUCAGAGACAGAUUUGGAAUUUAUGGCAUGUUGAUUGGACUUCAUUUGGUAGAGCGCAUAAUUCGGAGGUCAAACGUACACAAAAUAUGAAAACUGGAUUUAAUUUACAGCCGGAAAAUGCUCCGUUAGAAUUGAUUCCGUCGCCCAGAAUAAUGUGGUCAUCCCCUGUACCGAUUGACACAUCACUGUAUGACUAUCCAACCGAGGUAUGGGACCAAAUACCGGACAGAGACAUUAUCAUCAAGCUGACGGUGCUGAUCCCGAUUGUGUUGUUCGGGAUUCUGGGCAACAUCACGCUGCUGGAAAUCGUUCUCUCGAAUCGUACCCUGCGAACUUCGACCCAUUUGCUGAUCGCGAAUCUUGCUUUAAUCGAUCUUGUCACCCUUGUCCUGUGCCCUCCGAUGUUUCUUCUGCACGACAUCCACCAGAGGUACGUGCUGGGUCAGAUCGGCUGCAAGGUAGAAGGAUUUGUCGAAGGUGGUCUGCUGAUCACAUCGAUUCUAGCGCUGUGCGUGGUCAGCUACGAUCGGUUAGCGGCCAUAGUGCUUCCAGCGAGAGCAAGAAUGACACGGAACUGUGUCAUCCUUGCCAUCGUACUAUGCUGGGCUUUAGGAUUUGCCGCCGCUUUACCGCUGGCCAUCUAUCGCAACUACCGGGAACGAAACUGGGCCAAUUUUCGUGAAACUUACUGCUCCGAGAACCACGAAGUUAUGCCCAUCUACUGGGACUACAUUGUGGUCCUGUUGGUGUGGAUGCCACUGGGGGUAAUGGUAGUGACCUACAGCGCCAUUUUGUACAAGCUGGAUCGGUACGAAAAGGAGGCACUAAACCGGGAGCAUCCGAUGGUUGUCCGGUUCAAAAGCCGAGUUGUGAAGACACUGUUUGUCGUGCUGAUGACGUUCGUCGUAGUACGGAUUCCGUUUACGAUAAUGAUUAUGGUUUACUAUAAAAAUGUAGACGAUUCCAACAAGUUCAAGGUCAACGAUAAUAUUGUUUUACUCUGGUGGUUGGCUAAGAUGGCGUUCAUAUUCUUGUAUUCGGCCAUGAAUCCUGUGAUAUAUGGCUUGACAAACAGAACGUUCCGGAAAGCUUAUAAGAGUUCAAAGAUUCUGGGUACUCUUUUGCGGUUGAGUGAAAAUACUGAAAAGUCUCCGCAAGAAAAACCCGUGGCAACCUCCCGUAAAGCACUUUGGCCUCGAGAACCAUGCGAAGGUGGUAAAACGAAUAAGGAAAAUAGGAUGUAUUGGGGUAGUAGAAACAGAUACAUUGUUGCAAACUGGUUAAACUCUACCAUAAGAUAUAAGGACAAACGUCGCAGUGUUGCAAAUCAGCGUGAACAAAAUAAUCCUCCUGCAGCGAACAACACAAAAUCCUCUGAAAUGGUACCGAACAACUAGCAGCUAAGAUUUAGUCAACCUGUGGUGCGUUA